This is a messenger RNA of Carya illinoinensis, 769 nucleotides long. RefSeq lists its product as uncharacterized. NCBI's taxonomy places the organism in Eukaryota, Viridiplantae, Streptophyta, Magnoliopsida, Fagales, Juglandaceae. The coding region runs from base 170 to 664 and encodes 164 amino acids. Gene Ontology annotation, molecular function: electron transfer activity. The record is from RefSeq and is a predicted model, not a curated record. The transcript is spliced from 2 exons.
UUUGAUCUCACUGUUUUCUCCCUUCCUCUCCGGCCUUGUAUAAAUACCCAUUAACUCACCCUGUAAAUAAUAAAUACACCAACAUCUCAUUAUAUAAUCUAUCAUAUCCUUCGGUAUCACCCUCUAUAUUCACUACUCUUCCUUAAAAAGUUGCACUUUGACAGAAGAUAUGGGUGGUUUCACUUUUGCACAGGUUCUCGUCCUGAUCAUUGCGACUGCUUCCAUGUUGGUAGUUAGUACUGCCAACAGAGGUGGCCCUCAUUGGCCUUUCAGAGGUCAUGAUCACCGCUUCCAUCAGCCAAAAUGUGAAGAUCAAGGUCCCAAGAAAAUCAUCGUAGGAGGGUCUGAGCAGUGGCGCUUCAACUUUACCUACACAGAUUGGGCUCUCAAAAAUGGCCCCUUCUUCAUUAAUGAUACUUUAGUUUUCAAGUAUGAUUCACGUCAUAGUGUAUACUUACUACCAGACCUUUGGAGCUUCUUGAACUGCGAUUUAAGCCGAGCGAAGUUGUUGGGGAAUGUGACACAAGGAGGUGGGAAGGGGUUUGAGUACGUGCUGCAAGAGUGGAAGCCUUACUACUUUGCUUGCGGUGAGCACGAUGGCAUUCAUUGCAAUCUUGGACAGAUGAAGUUCUUUGUGAUGCCAAUGCUCCGCUGCAUGGUAUAAAUAAAUUGAUAUAUAUAUAUAUAUAUAUAUAGAGAGAGAGAGAGAGAGAGAGAGAGAGAGAGAGAGAGAGAGAGAGAGAGAGUUGCCAUGGAAACAUAUAUUAUA